Molecule: messenger RNA, 7026 nt
Organism: Seriola dumerili (greater amberjack)
Lineage: Eukaryota; Metazoa; Chordata; Actinopteri; Carangiformes; Carangidae
Gene: pcxb
Product: pyruvate carboxylase
Exons: 27
Coding region: 424-3966 (1180 amino acids)
Biological process (GO): gluconeogenesis; pyruvate metabolic process
Cellular component (GO): cytoplasm
Molecular function (GO): metal ion binding; pyruvate carboxylase activity; ATP binding
Source: RefSeq, a predicted model, not a curated record
CGGAGACGGACGGUGCCAGCUGCUAGCUACGUUAGCUACAGUAGACAGUUAGCAACUAGCUUAAGAGUCGUAGCACCUUUACUACCAUAUGAGGGACUGAGCAAGAGAGAGUGCGUGUGUGACAGCGUGUGGUGUCGACGCUUUGAGCGCCCGCUCGGCCGUCCCGAAGUCACUCCGUGUGUCUGUGUAUACCUGUGUGUGUAUGUGUGUGUGCGCGCAAGUGUGUGCAUAUAUAAACCCCCUAUCUCCCUCUUCCUCUUCCGAGCAGCAGCAGUGUGUCUGUUAUUGUGUGUGUGUGUGAGGUUAGCAAGCAAAGAAGCAAAGGCACACAUAAACACACUCUGAUAGUCGACAGUUUACACUCGGUGUCCGGUUACUUGACAGCGGAUUCACCUCAUUUACUGAUACCGACACAGCACCAGCAUGAUGUUGAGAUACGCUGCUGUCCAAGGCAGCCUCAGCCUGCUGUCUGUGAGGCGGGUGUGUCUUCUCUCCCGCUUUGCUCACUCUGCCCCAAAGAGCGAGUAUCGACCGAUAAAGAAAGUCAUGGUGGCAAAUAGAGGUGAAAUAGCUAUCCGUGUGUUCAGAGCCUGCACUGAACUGGGGAUUCGAACCGUGGCCAUCUACUCUGAACAAGACACUGGGCAGAUGCACAGGCAGAAGGCAGAUGAGGCUUACCUGAUUGGCAAAGGCCUCCCACCUGUUGCUGCAUACCUGCACAUUCCUGACAUCAUCAAAGUAGCCAAGGACAACAACGUGGAUGCUAUCCAUCCAGGCUACGGUUUCCUCUCUGAACGGUCAGACUUUGCUCAGGCCUGCACAGACGCAGGAGUGAUGUUUGUCGGGCCAACCCCAGAGACAGUCCGCAAGAUGGGAGACAAGGUGGAGGCUCGCUCACUAGCCAUCAGCGCAGGUGUACCUGUGGUCCCAGGAACAGAUUCUCCCAUCUCCUGCCUGCAAGAGGCGCAGGCAUUUGCCCAAACAUACGGCUUCCCCAUAAUCUUCAAAGCAGCCUAUGGAGGAGGUGGUCGAGGCAUGAGGGUGGUCAGAGAGUACGAGGAACUCGAGGAGAAUUACCAGCGGGCGUACUCUGAAGCUCUGACGGCUUUUGGAAAUGGAGCCCUGUUUGUUGAGAAGUUUAUUGAAAAGCCAAGACACAUUGAAGUACAGAUCCUUGGUGAUAAAUAUGGUAAUGUCAUCCACCUCUAUGAGAGAGACUGCUCCAUUCAGCGAAGACACCAAAAGGUUGUGGAGAUUGCGCCGGCUUUCCAACUGGACCCUCAUCUGAGAGACCGACUUCAUGCAGAUGCCGUCAACCUCGCCAGACAGGUGGGAUACGAGAACGCAGGGACUGUGGAGUUCCUGGUGGACAAACAUGGCAAACACUACUUUAUUGAAGUCAACUCCCGACUCCAGGUUGAACACACGGUCACCGAAGAAAUCACUGAUGUGGACCUGGUGCAUGCCCAGCUGCAUGUUUGUGAGGGCCGUAGCCUGCCAGACCUGGGCCUCAAACAAGACAAGAUCAGGGUGAAUGGCUGUGCUAUCCAGUGCAGAGUGACAACCGAAGACCCAGCCAGAGGCUUUCAGCCAGACACAGGCAGGAUUGAGGUCUUCCGCAGCGGUGAGGGCAUGGGCAUCCGUCUGGACAGCGCAUCUGCCUUCCAGGGUGCUGUCAUUUCACCCCACUAUGACUCCCUGUUGGUAAAAGUCAUCGCCAGCGGGAAGGACCUUCCGACAGCAGCCUCCAAGAUGAGCCGUGCCCUGGCCGAGUUCAGAGUGCGAGGGGUCAAGACCAACAUCCCGUUCCUCCAGAAUGUAUUCUCCAACCACCAGUUCCUCCACUCUACUGUGGACACCCAGUUCAUCGACGAGAACCAGGAACUCUUCAACCUUAAACCCACUCAGAACCGAGCCCAGAAGCUGCUGCACUACCUGGGUCAUGUGAUGGUAAAUGGACCAACAACACCCAUCCCAGUCAAGGCUAAACCCUCCUCCACAGACCCUGUCAUCCCUCAUGUCACCAUGGGCGACCCUCCGAUAGGUUUCCGUGACGUGUUGCUGCGCGAUGGUCCUGAGGGAUUCGCCAAGGCUGUCCGUACCCACCAAGGACUGUUGCUAAUGGAUACCACAUUCAGGGAUGCUCACCAGUCGCUCCUGGCGACCAGGGUUCGGACCCACGACCUGAAGAAGAUCUCGCCAUUCGUCAGCCACAACUUCAACAAUCUUUUCAGCUUGGAGAACUGGGGAGGUGCUACCUUUGACGUGGCCAUGCGCUUCCUGUCUGAGUGCCCAUGGAAGAGGCUCCAGGAGCUGAGAGCUUUGAUCCCAAACGUCCCUUUCCAGAUGCUACUGAGAGGGGCCAACGCUGUGGGCUACACCAACUACCCUGACAACGCUGUUUUUAAGUUCUGCGAGGUGGCCAAGGAGAACGGCAUGGACAUCUUCCGUGUGUUCGAUUCCCUGAACUACCUGCCAAACAUGCUGCUGGGGAUGGAGGCUGCUGGAGCCGCAGGUGGCGUAGUGGAGGCUGCCAUCUCGUACACUGGCGACGUGUCUGACCCAAUGAGGCAGAAGUACUCCCUAGAGUACUACGUGAAACUGGCAGACGAGCUUGUCAAAGCUGGGACACACAUCCUGUGUAUCAAGGAUAUGGCCGGCUUGCUGAAGCCAGAAGCCAGCAAGCUUCUGAUUGGUGCUCUGAGAGAUCGUUUCCCAGAUGUACCCAUCCAUGUGCAUACUCACGACACAGCUGGAGCUGGUGUGGCCGCCAUGCUGGCCUGUGCUGAAGCUGGAGCUGACGUAGUUGAUGUGGCUGUCGACUCUAUGGCUGGCAUGACUUCUCAGCCCAGCAUGGGAGCCAUCGUGGCCUGCGCCAAGGGGACCAAGCUCGACACCGGCAUUGCUCUGGAGAAGGUGUUUGACUACAGUGAAUAUUGGGAAGUAGCCAGAGGCCUGUAUGCUCCAUUUGACUGCACCGCCACAAUGAAAUCUGGCAACGCUGAUGUCUAUGAGAACGAAAUACCAGGAGGACAGUACACCAACCUUCACUUCCAGGCUCAUAGUAUGGGACUGGGAAAUAAAUUCAAGGAGGUGAAGAAGGCCUACACUGAAGCCAACAAACUACUAGGGGACCUCAUUAAGGUGACUCCAUCCUCAAAGAUCGUGGGUGACUUGGCCCAGUUCAUGGUGCAGAACAACCUGACCAGGGCAGAAGUGGAGGAGAGGGCCGACGAGUUAUCCUUCCCCCUGUCUGUGGUUGAGUUCCUGCAGGGGUUCAUUGGGAUACCACAUGGAGGAUUCCCUGAGCCAUUCAGAUCUAAGGUGCUGAAGUCUCUCCCCCGUAUUGAGGGUCGUCCCGGUGCCUCUCUGCCACCUAUGGACUUCAAGGCCCUGGAGGAGGGGCUCCGAACCGCACAUAGUGAUGAGAUCACCCCUGAGGAUGUGAUGUCAGCAGCCAUGUACCCGAAGGUGUUCCAGGAAUUUAAGGAAUUUACCUCUAACUUUGGCCCAGUGGACUGUCUCAGCACCAGGCUGUUCCUGGAUGGACCCAAGAUCGCAGAGGAGUUUGAGGUGGAGCUGGAGAGAGGGAAGAUCCUCCACAUCAAGGCGCUGGCACUGGGCGACCUGAACAAGGCCGGUCAGAGAGAGGUCUUCUUUGAGCUGAACGGACAGCUGAGAUCUGUGCUGGUUAAAGACACCUUGGCCAUGAAGGAAAUGAAGUUCCAUCCCAAGGCUCAGAAGUCCAUCAAGGGUCAAGUGGGAGCACCCAUGCCUGGAAAAGUCCUGGAGGUCAAAGUGGAAGUCGGGUCCAAGGUGGAGAAGGGUCAGCCGCUGUGUGUCCUCUCUGCCAUGAAGAUGGAAACCGUGGUCAACUCCCCGUUGGCCGGGACCAUUAAGGCUGUCCAUGUCACGGCCGACGCCUCCCUGGAGGGAGAUGACCUGAUACUGGAAAUCGAGGAGUAGAGUGAGAGGGCAGAAGGAGGGAGGGGGAAGUUAGACAAUCUGAUUUAGGAAAUUGUGAAAGGUGAAGGAACAUGAUUUUUUUUUUUUUUUUUUUAAAGAGGAGGAUAAGGAAUAACAGGAAUCCUUUAAAGACAUAGAUCUCUUCUGUGGUAGUACUGUAGGAUAUUUUGGCCCCGAUUUGUACAUAGUCUGUUCAGUUACACUGGGGACACAAAAUGAAGCACAACAUAUAUACAGACCUGAUGGGUGCAAAGAGCAGAUGAUAUGACAAUCCUAAUGGGAAUUCCUUACUGAAUUGUACCACUACUCAGUCUGCAUGUAAUUCCCUAGAUGCGGUGAUUAGAUCAAACAACAGUAUAUCUUCUAAUGUCCUGUCAACUUGUGGAAAAAAAACAUUUUUAGAAUAACAUCCAGUAUAUUUGAAUUGUUAUGCAUUCCACUUAAAUGCUAGUCUUAAAUGUGAUAUUCUAUAAUGAGCUAACCAUGUGUAACACUAACAGGGCCAUAACAUCUACUUUCCACAAUUUCCAUUUCUAAGCUGUUGAUGUUGCCUAAUAUAUUAAAGCUGAGUGGGUGAAACUAUUUUGUCUUUGUAAUCAGCGGGGUUCAGAGGGAGGACAGACUUGAGGAUGUAUAACCAAAUCAUUUUUUCAUAUGGGAACAUUAUUUUCGUUUUCUAGCAUGUUUGCCUUUGCAACACAUUAUCAGUCUCUUACAUGAGUCACUGUGCAUUCUGGGAAUGUGUGAUCACUGGUUGCAAUUAGACUCACUCUUAUUUUUGUAUGUAAAAAAUUUAAACAAACUGAUCUUUGUAAAAGAAAAAGUACAGGGGGCAUAUUUAAAAAAAAAAAAAAACAUUGUUUUGACUAACCUGUUUUUUCACAAUAAGAGCACCACUUUAGGUUGACAUGGACACAGAUAAACAUGCCAGAAAUGUUGCACCAAAGUGAAAAAUUUAUUCUGUUACUGUAUCAGUAAUAGUAGACGGUUUUAUUUUUUAAAGAUCUGUGCUGCUGUUGAACAUGUUUCCCCACUCAUACCUGUCUUAAAAUCCCCAAGCAGAGGCAAGUUGUCGCAACAUUGUUAAUAUGAAGCUGUAGGCCGCAUUGGACUCACCCAAACAGGAUUAGAGAUGUGAUUUUGACAAAGUACCUUGGUGUAAAUGUGACUUUUACGAUCCUAAGACAGCAGUAGGGUGCCCCAACCUAACCAGCUGAGCUCUAUCUGCUGUAUCAAUUGAGACGUAUUAAGUCACAGAGUCUUAAGGUGGCUUUUAAGCCCUUUUUAAGUGUCUGGUUUAAUAGUGCGAUGUUGGAAAAGUUGUCCGGGCAGCAGUUUCACCCUGUCUUUUCAGAACCAGGCAGAGAUUACGGUGAAUGGUCUUCUGUCUGCAUGGGGAUUUUAAUGCUAGGUGUAAAUGGGAUUACAUGGUGGUGUAAUGGAGGCGUGUGGUGUUAUUUUCUGAGGCUCUGCUGAUUAAUUUAUGAAUUAAUUCUGUCAAAUGAUGUGAAAUUAGCCGGACUAAUAAGAGACUCUGGAGACUCCCAGUAGCAGCACUCAGCUUUAUAUUUCUAAUGCGUGUGAGUGUGUUUGCAUAAAUGAGUCUAAAUGUCUGUGUGUAUUGGUUCAAACCAAUUUUAAGACAAAGUCAACCAGUCCCCAUAAUGUUGCACCUCCAGAGCUGAAACAUUGUGAAAGAAAUGAAAUAUUCAUACACACGCACGAUGCAAAGUAUUCAUGCUAACACUCCUCGCCCUUGAGUGCUGCCUGGAUCAAAAGAAAACAAAACCAAAUACACUGCACGUUGGUGUGGCUACGUCUCCAUAGUAACACUAUCCAAAACAUUUAAUAGCAAUGCAGCAGCGGCUCUACUCAGCUGUCAGACAAUGGUGUUAAAUACUGAAAUUAGACUUUGUUCUAACUACACUAAUGUCAGCUGCAGGCCUCUUAACUGUCCGAGGGUCUUACAUCUGAAAGUGAUCUAUGCCGAACUGAAUGUGCACCUACCCUGACCAGUGAAAGUAGACAGUGAUCACAUAUCAAGUACAGUAUAAAAGGAAUUGUCACUAUCUCUUUGUAAUACAGUGGAGCGGGGUGUGUUUGGGACACCGAGCCAGAAAAGACAACAGCUUACUCUCCAAAGCCUCUGUGCACCUUGGACAGAGCACAUCGAUCGAGACACAAAAUUGAACUUGAAUCACUUUGUAUUCGACUGGAUUGUUUCCAGAAUUUUUGCACCAUUACCUCUGAGAAUGAGUCCCCUUUUGAACUAUGCCUCAAUACUGAGCAGCGCUGCCAUACUUAAUUAGAAGACUGAUACGUCUCCUCACUCUCCCAACCCACCGCAAUGCUUCACUGUACCUCCUGGCUGUAUCAAUCUGUAAGAGACAAAGAUAAAGUGGUGGGAAUGUAUGGAUGAGUGUUUUUGACAAGCUGUUGCACAAGAAUAUAAUGGUCCCUCCUCCUCUCCUUUUUAGCUCUUUUCACUCUGCUUUUCCUCUCCUUUCCCACUACAGUGUAAAUUUGCACAUGUAAGGUGUUGGCCUCAACUCAUGCAAUUAUGUCUUAGCCAGCAAUUGCAACAACUGUGCUUACGGCAAUAUACUACUGUUCAAUGUCUGGGGAAAAAGAAUAAAUCAGAAAAAGUACACACAGCUGGAAAAUGUUAUUUGUUUCAGACAGGGGGAUAUAAAGUUGACCUAUUCUUGAGCUCAUGCGAUCUGGAGGUGAACUGUCGCAGAGCAUGAAAAUAGGGUCUGUGACAUUUCUAUUUUCUUUCUAUUGCUUUCAUUUGUGUUUUUAUGAAACCAACCAAACUGUUUAUUUACUCUUUCAGUUUAGCAGGCGUGACCGCCUGCAGAUUCAAAAUGUCUGUGGAAUUUUUUGUCAUUUCUACAUAAUCCUAGUUUGAAAUCGACAUUUACUUGUUGAGGGUCUUAGUAUGUUCCUCAGAGCGACUAUGAGCUGGAGCCCACAAAAAGGGAAACAAAUGGUAUCAAAUAAAAGCGAUAAUUGUUCUUGUUCUAUCUGUACUUACAAAUAAAGUUAACUGUAACUGAA